Manduca sexta (tobacco hornworm) is the source of this 8799-nucleotide messenger RNA. RefSeq names its product M-phase inducer phosphatase (gene Cdc25). The coding region runs from base 430 to 2373 and encodes 647 amino acids. Gene Ontology annotation, biological process: G2/M transition of mitotic cell cycle; positive regulation of G2/M transition of mitotic cell cycle; positive regulation of G2/MI transition of meiotic cell cycle. Gene Ontology annotation, cellular component: cytoplasm; nucleus. The transcript has 6 exons. The record is from RefSeq and is a predicted model, not a curated record. Gene Ontology annotation, molecular function: protein tyrosine phosphatase activity. NCBI's taxonomy places the organism in Eukaryota, Metazoa, Arthropoda, Insecta, Lepidoptera, Sphingidae.
CAAAAGCUCAGCUGAUACCACUGGCUGAAUGACGUCUCCCUCGCCGCGACAAAACUUUGACAGCUGAGUUGCAAAGCAAAGCGCGCGAACCGAGUGUAACAAAAAUAUGAAUUUUAUCAAAUCUACCCUGUAAUUAACAAAAUAUUCAAUGAAUAUUAAUGUGUUAUCCCUAAAAUAGUUAAUUUAUCGUCGACAUAUUGCUUAACCAACGUUUUCACACGAGAAAUUAGUUGUUCGUACAUCGAAAAAAACUUUGUCGCAUUGUGAACUUUUUUAGUUGAAAUAUAUUUGGAUUGUGUUGACAAUGGCUGUUUCAGGGCCUGAGAAAGGGCAUGGAGAUUAAUAACAGAAAACUUCAAAAUCAACUCUGGGAACAACGGGACCAAACGGAAACAGGAAGAGGCGAACUCCCUCAACUACAGACUUAAAAUGAACCCGCAUUCAUUAGACUUCAACAAGUCACCACACAGCCCACAGAACAAGCGACGGAUACUCGGAGAAAUAGAUAACAUAUACAGUAUAAAGACUUCAUUGUUCAAACCAAAUUCGCCAUUGGACAGGCUAAAAUCGCCCUUAGGUGAUAUCAGGCCGCUACCCAUUUCUCCUUUAGCUUACAACUCGCCCGUACUCAGCCCUAAACCAAGCCCCAAGUUGACCCCAAGGUCCUUAGACGUUUACAACGUAGCCCAAAACAUAUUGGACAGACCUUCACCGCUCACAAGCAAGUCGGUGAGAAAUAGGAGGCUUAAGAGGGUAUUUGAAGAGCGCACAAGAUUCAAAAUGUCUAAUAAGGAGAACUGUGGUCCUCCGAUGGCAGAGACCUUCUUGAAGUUGGAUGUGGAGGAGGAGACCAGGGAUUGUUCGUUCGGAGGGUUUCAGUCAACAAGAGAGACGGAGAAAUGGUCUAAUACUAAGCUGGAUUUCUCAAACCUCCAGUCAACUCUCCAAACAGAUAUCAAAGAAUCCUUCGUGCCAGAGAAAGAAAUGGAACCUAUUGAUGACUUCGAAACCCUCCAUGAUCUAGAAGAGGAAUUUGAUGCGGACAAUUUUGAUACUUGCACUAAAUACGAGAUCAUAUCUACAGAUAGUCCAAACAUCAUCUCUAGAGGACGGCCAUCUACUUCAAGGAAAGUUAAUUCAAAGGACUUCAUGUUUGGAGCUCCGUUAGCUGAGAAUGAACCCUCAACUUCCUUCAAUAGGCCGACAACAGCCACAAGGAUGCUUAACUUCGAAGAAGAAGAUUUUGAAUUCACAUCACCGGCCAUCAAGAAGACUUUAGUGAAAAAAUCUUUGAAAUUCAACGAAACACCAACAAAAAAUCCGUUGAGACAUGAGAAAAGCGACUCUAGCAUCGGCUCUAUGAAUUCAAUUUCCCCUGCAUCGUCUAAGCUAAGAUUGUAUACUUCAGAAUCAACCACUUCUAUGGAGAGCGGUUUCAUUUCUGAAUUAGAGGAACCUUUUUUGGAAAUAGAAGAAUCGAUCUCGCCUAAAAUUGCAAACAUAGAUGAUCUACUGUCGGGGCAAAUUAAGAAUAACAUUAUAGCGGAGAAAAGGAAAGGGUUGAACCGCAGUUUAAGUUUCAAUCCAGAAUGCAAGGCCCGGGUAUCUCUAUUCUCUAUUAAGGAAAGCCCGCAGAAGAGAUGCAGUAAGAGAACGGAAGAGAGUGGGUUAGAAGUGGCUACUAAGAGGCGGAAGUCAAGUACACAGAAUCCUAGCAUUGAGAAAAUUCAAAGACCAGUUUUACAAAGAGCGUUCUCGGAGAACAAUGCUUCCAUCAUGUCGGCCUUGGCUAGAUCGGCUGCAGAACCGGACCUGAUCGGUGAUUUCUCCCUGCCGUUCGCUUUGCCACUCACGAGCGGCGAGCACUCCGAUCUGAAGAGUAUAUCUUGCGAGACGCUGGCGGGACUCCUCAGGGGGGAGUACGAGGACUCCAUUAGUGAAUUCCAGGUUAUUGACUGCCGCUACCCCUACGAGUACGACGGCGGACACAUCCUCGGAGCUGUGAACCUGUACACCCAGGAUCAAGUCCUGGACCUGGUCAACAAGCCACUACAGCCUCGCGAGGACGAAGCCAAGCGGCGGAUACUGGUGUUCCACUGCGAAUUCUCGCGCGAGCGUGGGCCUAAGCUAUCCCGCUUCCUCCGGUCUUCAGACAGGGAACAAAAUAAGGAGAACUAUCCCUGCCUCCACUACCCGGAAGUGUACCUUCUCCACGAGGGUUACAGGUCUUUUUAUCAAAAAUACCCGGAUCUAUGCUCGCCAGCCGGAUAUACCGCCAUGUUGGACCCCCAGCACCGACAUUUGCUAAGGAAGCACCGAUCUGUCUCCCAACCCACGUCUACUCACAUCAGAAGGAAUAGACUACUAUUGUAAUAGCGGUCUACUCAAAAGACUAGCGGUCUACUCAAAUGAUCGACUGUGCAAGGUGCUGUAAUGAUGUCGUUCACUAAGAUUUCAAUAGUAAAAGUAUAUAACGUCAUGGUUUCUCAUGGUCUUCUGAAAAGACCGACGGUCUACUCAAAAGACCGACUGUAAAAGGUGCUGUAAUGAUGUGGUCUAUUAAUAUUUCUGUUGUAAAAGAAUAAAAGCCGUGAUUUCUCACGGUCUUCUGAAAAGACUAAGUCUAUCGUGGUUGAUAUCGACUGUUUUAUGUGAUUGAAUGAAGACUGUGCUUGAUCUAUUGAAAAGACCAUGGUCUACGGAAAAGACCACAAUUUGGUCUAUUAGACCACGGUCUACUCAAAAGACCAUUUUCCUACAUCAUGAGUCCAAAUUUCACAGUCAUAUUUGUAUUAACUGUAAAUAUAGGUAAGAAAAUAUAUGCCAUAUAAUAUUAAGUUUUUAGUACAAAGAUAAUUAGUUUAAUACGGUAUCCCACCUAUAGUAUAAUGCAAUUAUAUCUGGUCUUAUCGCCGGAAAGGCCAUUAAUAGUCGGAAUUAAGUGCCAUUUUACUAGUGGCCACAUUAGGUGUAUUGACUUCGAAAUUUUAGCACUAGUAGUUUAGAAUGUUCAUGAUUUGCAUGAUAAAUAAAAUAUUACUCCUUUGUUCGUAGACGUUAUUUAUCUAAGGACGGAGCAUUGCUGUGAUAUCUAGUCUGUUUCUCAGUGCUGACGGCAUGGCAGCCUUCGCAGUGUGUAGACAUAGGGCCGUUGUGAUUGGCUAAUAUUGAGAUACAACUUGAAUCUAGUUGGCUGUCAGAUAAACAAAGCUGAGAAACAGACUUGUUUCACAGUUUUACUCCGUCCUUAGAUAAAUAACGUCUAUGAAUAAGAGGGUUAGUUUAUAGUUCUACUGCUGGCCAUCCACCACGCUGGACUAGUGCGGGUAGACUUCACAUGCCUUCGAAAUGUUUCGGAUAUUAAAAAGAUGUGAAUUCGGAAUUCAAAAAUGUAUUUCAUAUCAUUUUUAAAUAAGGAACACUAACAGCGUUCUUUUUUCAAAUAAACUAUAGAUUAAUUUUGAAUUUUUGUUACUGGCCGAAAUUGUAAUGUAAAAAAUAAAAUAAUUAUGUGAAGUUGUUCACUACUAGUGCCAUGUCCAUUACUAGUUCAUCAAAUUAAAAAAGGCGAGGUGAGGUCGUCUACAGAAGCGUCACAGCCUUCGAAAUAAAAAGCCAUGUUGAACUUAGCUUUAAAUAGACAAUGUGCCGUUUAUUCCAAAAAAAAUGUGUAAAUAUUAGUUCGUAGGCCUUUAGGAGUAAAAAUUAUGGCCAGAUUUAGCCGUUAGGUUAGUUUAUUUUUAAUUCGUUCCUUGUGGGCAAAAGAAUGACCAUACAGCCAAGUUUAUUUUCGAUGAAAUUAUUAAAUUCUUCAAGUACAAUUAAUUAUUUGUCUUAUUCUUUAAACUAAAAGUAAAGCAUAUUCUGUUCUUCGUCUUUAAUCUUCAAAUACGUAUGAGGCUGUAUGGGCUGUUUCCUUUGCAUUCAUCCGAUAAAAAAGUAAUUACUAAUGGUGCACUGCCACAUUCUAAUUAAGUAAAUUUAUUUUCUUUUAGACUACACGGCAUUUAUUUUAUUCUAAGUUAAUUAUUUGGUGAAAUUUUAUUAACUACGGUCAUCGGCUUGCCUAAUCUCUAACCGAGGUUUACAAUAAACGAUCCCGAUUUGAAUCUUCAAUCCGAUCCGAGAAUGAACCUAUCAGUCAUUAUAACCAGGUCAAAUACCCUUUUUUUGGAUUGGUCUAUUUUUGAGAUGGAUUGAAAAUCGAUUGGAAUUGUUCAUUGAAAACGGCUGAAGCUAGUUUCAGGUCUGUAAAAGUAGCUAAAGUAACCCCGAGUUGCUACUGUAGUUUAGGCAAAGUAACAGUAAAAUUGACUUGUUACUAAGAAACGUCGUAAUUUUAACUAGGCGACUUAGGUAAACUUAGGCGACUUAGGUAAACUUAGGUGACUCUUAGGUAAACUUAGGCGACUUAGGUAAACUUAGGCGACUCUUAGGUAAACUUCGGCGACUUAGGUAAACUUAGGCGACUCUUAGGUAAACUUAGGCGACUUAUGUAAACUUAGGAGACUUACAACUGAUGUUAAAUGGUCCCAAAUGGUAUCUGAUUAUAAACAAAUAAAAUAUCUAAUCAUGUUUAAACUGUAUUGAUUGGUCAAUUUUCAUGAUGGAUCCGAAGGUGACGUUUGGGACCAUUUGUAAAUAUCAGCCCUUAGGGUCCAAGCUUGUUUAUACGCGCGUCGUCCGCGCGUACACGAGCCAUACUUCACUCCUAACUAGGCGACCUAGGUGAUUCGCGCUGAUUAUUUUAGGCGACUUGCGUUUUGGUUACUUGAAAGGAAUUAUACUGCCGUGCUAAGCGCAAAAGCGGUAUGUCAGGGAAACAUUAUUUCGAGAUAAUCAAAGUUUUGUAAAUAUAGAUUUGUAUGUAAAACUGAGAUAGAGAAACUCUUUAAAAGAUUUUUAACAAGUUCUAAACAAGAUACCGCUAUUUAGGUAAGUUCAUUGGAUGGGUAUCUCUUUAAGCUAUCUGACGACAUAAAAAGCAAGAUUUUUUUUUGAGAUACCGCUUUUGAGCUUAGCACGGCAGUAUAGGCGACUUAGGUCACACUAGGCGACUUGGUCACGGAGCGACUUAAUCUUAGGCGACUUACACUAGAUUAGGGCAGUACGUGUUUAGCAUCAGUUUUAGAUGAGUAGUUUUGUCAUUAGAGAGGAAAAUUGAUAUUAUUGGAAUAGGCGGGUUAGUUGAAGUUGAGAUCUAAUAUAGAGCGGAUAUUGAAAAGACUGUCAUACAAAAUUGCGCUCAUGCGAUGGUUCAAUCUACCGUUAAAUAGCAAAACAUCAAUGUAAAAUACUUCAUGUUUUUCCACAUCAUGAUUUGCACUUUUUUAAUGCGAAUAUUAGCAUAUUCUGUAAAUAUUUUUGUAUUAAUAUAUAAGGACGCUGCGACAUCUUGUCCCACAGAUAUUUCAAACAAGACUUAUUACCAAUAGAAUAACUUGCAGCACAAAUUAGGUUUCAACAAGCGAGAAUAUUUUCUUUUUGAAGAUAGGAAGCGAGUCAUUAAAUAUGUCAAUACAAUCAUAUUUUUAUACAAUUCGGUUAUAUAAUCCGUUAAUUAAUCCGAAAAGGAAUCCCACACAACAUAUAGGUAAUAAUAGUUAGAUUCUAAAUAAAGAGAAGCAGGAAUCCGUUUAUAUGGAUCCUUUGCCACUAGUUUUGUGAUCUUAGGCGUGUUGGUUGAUCUAGGUAUGUAUGAUAACGCUAGAGAAAGGAUUUGAUGUUAAGCGUAUGAGUAUAAUAUAAGGAUGUUAUUUUCUGACGCUAGAAGUGUGUCAAGCUAGUGUUAUUUAGUGAAGUUAGAGUUUUUGACGCGUUAGUAUAAUUUCGUGAAAUGUUGAACUAGCUUACUGUAGGCGACUUAGAGUUAGAGCUAGGCAAGCCAAUGACGCCAGUGCAAAAUUGUAUAACUUCAAAAAAUUUUAAAUUGCAAUAUUAACAAUACGCUUGGACUAAUUUAGUUUUAAGGGAGAUAUAUUUUUUAUUUCGAUUAAACUAGUUUUGCGUACUUGAUUGCCUUAGUAUUGGAAUAGUUAUUUUAGGUUUUGUAGCUGUUUUUAUCUACUGCAGUUUUGGACCAUUCCGAGUAAAGUGUUCUUAUAAGUACUUUUGAAUGGUUUAUUGGGAUCGAAUUGAGGAUUAUGGUUGGGUUCGUUUAUUGCAAACUGCGGUUACUCUAUAUACAGCCUCAGAUCUGAAAAGUAAGUCAGAAUAAUAAAAUUCUGAAAAAAAAAAUUGACGCGGUUAUUUUGAAAUUCGACAUAAUGUUUAAUUAUAAAAGUUUGUCAUGUAUUUUUUUUAUCAAGUUUUGUAAGUAGAGAGUAAAUGUUCAUAUAUUUUCGGAAAAAUCGUGAAAAAUUUAUUUUUUGAAAACUUUUAUAACCUGAUUCAGAUCUUUUCGUCUUAAAUAAUCUAUAAAUAUAAUAAAAUCGUAGGUGUAUCGUGUAUAUUAAAUAUUUUUAGAAAAAUAAUUAAGAGGCGAGGAAUAGGUCGAAUGCCAUAUAAACCAAAAAUAUGUUAAAUAGAUAUCUUCAAAUAAAAAAAUCUCGAUAAUGAUUCCCUAUGUUAACGCGAAUGUUAGACAUUGACAUAACAUAUUUUUUUUUUUCGCGGUUUUUUAUAUUAAAAUAAUUUAUUUUUGGGAACAAAGGAAACAAAAUAUGAAAAUCCGCGAUAAAAUCCGAAUAGGUUUUUUUUUCUAAAUAUUAAAUUGCGUUACUAAACAUUUCGACUGUACUCAAACUAUAUUUCAUUUUUAUAAAAAAACUAAAUAACUCAAUUUUUUCUUCACUAUCUCAAGCACUUUCGUCGUACGCAAUAAUCAUAAGUGUUUUUAUAGAAAAAAAAUACGAAAAAAACUUUUUUUUUCUCCAACGACAGAUUAUGAACUCGAGAUAUCUUGAAGCGAAAAAGUAUAGUUUAUGUAAAAUAUAAUAGAACUAUCAUUAGUACAGUAAUAUCUUAAGUUACAAAUAGGGUUUUAUAAACCAUUUUUUUUAAUAAAUUAAGCCUUCUAUCACAUCAUGGGACGGAAUAUGCAAAUUAGCGCAUCUAUCUACCCCAUCGUGAUGUGUCUAAUUAUAACCUAACCUAACCUCACUAGAAAACAUAGAUGAUUUAGCUUGACCAGAAAAAUAAUACACCUCCAUAUAAAAUAUUGUAAUGACAACUUUAAAAAAAAAAGCAAAAAUGGCGCCUCCAAAGGUUUUUUUAUUUUUCCGAUCAAGGUAUAAUUUAAUACCUUAUUUUUGUAACCGCCUGUAUAUAGUAGUAGUGUUUUAAUCACAUUAAAUCGUAGUUUCGUUUCUUUAUAUUAAGUCGACAAAGGAUUGGACUUGGAAUUUUUUGCAAUAGUUUUAUACCUAUUUGGUCUCACAAAUUUUUCGUUUUUUUUUUUAUUUUAUUUUUCACAAUGUCGCUUAACAAAAUUUUUGGCGUUUAAACAUCGAAAUAUUUUUGGAAAAUAAUAACGGGCGCGACUUUAACCGUCGUUUCAUUAAAUACUAUUAUAAUACUAAGGUAAUUGUUGUUCAUAGUGUGAUUAUUAAGAUUGGUACUACAGCUCUGUCUGGAAACUAAUUUCGGAUACGCGUAUAUUGAGUAAUACUUAGCCCGGUUGUGCUCGUUAUGGCGAUAUAUUCACUCUCUAAUGGGCCGGAAUAUACGAAAACUGCCUACCCCGUUGAGGCUAAGGCGUGUGUAUUCACUUUUUAACAUAGAUUUCCCCUAUAUUGGCAGUUGAAAGGCUAUUUGUUUUAAGCGCCUUUUUUUGCGACACAAGUUUAAUACAUAUUUGAAAUCAGCAGUUUUUUCCAUAUUUUUUUAAACUACAGUAGAAACCGAUUAUAACGACUCCGGCUGUAGUGACGCAUCGGUUAAAGCGACUAAAUAGUAAGGUAUAUUUAUAUAAAUAUAUAUAAAAAGCGAUUUUAUAACGACUAUCGGAUAUAUCGUCCAGUCAGUGAUCCCUUCGAAGUCGCUAUAACCAGUUUUCACUGUAGUUAAAUUUUUUCGAAAAAAAUGCCGCUUACGUCAACAAGGCUUUCAAAUUUUGAUAUGAUGUUUGUGUUAUACAGCGUGUGUAAUGUUCAAAAUUAUGGGUAUUUUAAUUAUUGUAUCUAGAGCGAAGUUUGAAUUAGCAAGAAUACUUGAAAGUCUUGUGACGUCACUGCACCUGAGGGUAAAAUGAGGUCCAAUAAUGACUAACGAGAGAUUACCCCUCAGUCGACACAAUUAUGUCUGUUGGAUAUACACAGGCUGAUCCUGGAACGCUACACUUUCCACUAUGGGUUUUAACACCAUGUGUAUAGUCGCUUACGGGCGAAUAUAAAAUAUGUUCUAUCAAAACAGAAUCGGGAAGUUGCGCAAUAUGUUGCAGCAAGAACUUGCUAGUCUGAACUAAGCAAUACUGGCACAUGUACAUAAUCUUAAUAUCACUAUGAAAAGCUGAAGUACGUCAAACAAUUCAAUACGCUUACUAGUUAUAAAUAUGUAAAUAAUUAGUGUAUUUUAGUUUAAAAUUAUGUUAAUUUUUAUUGAUGUUUAUGACUUGUACAUUUUAAUAGGACAUAAUUACUUAUACAGUAUGUUCCAAUAAUGAGGUAUUAUUUUGUACAAGUCAUAAAUAUUUUUUUGACUACAAUAAAAGUCUAUGGUGUCUUAUUUUUGGUGUAAAAAAUGGAUUUUAUUUCUUUUCGGAUUUAGAAAUUAUAUCUUUGGCGUUUAAAUAAACUAAUAUAUAAAUAUAUCUUAGAAUAUUUGAUUUGUAAUUAAGUUGAAAUAAAUUAUGAAAAUAUA